Messenger RNA from Morone saxatilis (striped sea-bass), 1270 nucleotides. RefSeq names its product 3-mercaptopyruvate sulfurtransferase-like. Gene Ontology annotation, biological process: transsulfuration. Gene Ontology annotation, molecular function: thiosulfate-cyanide sulfurtransferase activity. Bases 123 to 1001 code for a protein of 292 amino acids. Lineage: Eukaryota; Metazoa; Chordata; Actinopteri; Moronidae. Gene Ontology annotation, cellular component: mitochondrion. The transcript has 2 exons. The record is from RefSeq and is a predicted model, not a curated record.
UUGCUCUCUCUCUCUCCACCAUGUCCUUGCUAUCUCCACACUCCCAACCUUUGGCACAGCAUUAGUUAGAUCUGUUGCAGUAAACGUUGUAGCCUGCUGUCUAUCUCUCCAAAAAAGUAACCAUGGCGCUCCAAGCGAGAGCCCUGCUCACCUCCAAUUGGCUUUCGGAGGCUUUGAAGGUCCAGGGGAAAAUGCGCAUCUUGGACACUUCUUGGUAUUUGCCUAAACUGCGGCGCAACGCCAAGAGCGAGUUCAAGAAGAGGCACAUCCCGGGUGCAGCUUUCUUUGACAUAGACCAAUGUUGUGAUAAAACCUCUCCUCUAGACCACAUGCUGCCGUCGGAGAAGAUUUUUGCAGAUUAUGUCGGAAAUUUGGGAAUAGAGAGCGAUACGCACGUCGUGGUGUACGACGCCAGCGAGUUCGGCGCCUUCUCUGGGCCCCGUGUGUGGUGGAUGUUUCGGGUGUUCGGGCACAGCGCGGUCUCGUUGCUGAAUGGGGGGCUCAGGAACUGGGAACUGGAGGGUCGACCGAUGAGCGACCACUACGUCAGACCAACACCGACCGAGUUUAAGGCCUCCCUGAACCGCUCCUGGAUCAAAACCUAUGAGGAUAUCCUGGAUAACCUGGACACCAAAAAGUUCCAGGUGGUGGACGCCAGGCCUGCAGGCAGGUUCAAAGGACUGGACCCUGAACCCAGAGACAACACAGAGCCAGGCCACAUCCCUGGCUCCAUCAGCGUGCCCUUCCACUCCUUCCUGUCCCAGUCGGGUCACUUUCUGCCCAAGGAGCAACUGAAGGCUCUGUUCGCCCGGGCUGGCGUGGACCUCAGCCGGCCUAUUUGUGUUUUGUGUGGCUCAGCCGUGACGGCGUGUCAUGUGGCGCUGGCGGCCCACGAGUGCGGCCACCCGGGUGUGUCUGUGUAUGAUGGCGGGUGGUCGGAGUGGUACACCCGUGCUGUGCCUGAGCAUGUCAUAUCUGAAGGACGAGGGAAACAUUUGUGAUUGGUUCACAGGAAGGGUGGUUGAUGGGUUGAGACUGGAUCAAACUGGUACUGGAUGAUGUUCUUUGCUUGUUUUUGUGUGCUAAAGUUUAAAAGAAUAGUUUGACAUUUUGGGAACUUGCUUAUACCGUAUUUUGCUUUCUUAGCAAGUAGGGCUGGGUAUUGUUAAGAACCUCACGAUUCGAUUCGAUUUUGAUUCUUUAGGUCACAAUUCGAUUCGAUAUCGAUUUGAUUCGAUAUUGAUUUAAAUGCUUCGAUAUCGAUUCAGUA